Messenger RNA from Corylus avellana, 2619 nucleotides. Its product is annotated as pentatricopeptide repeat-containing protein At4g13650-like. Gene Ontology annotation, cellular component: intracellular membrane-bounded organelle. NCBI's taxonomy places the organism in Eukaryota, Viridiplantae, Streptophyta, Magnoliopsida, Fagales, Betulaceae. Gene Ontology annotation, molecular function: RNA binding; protein binding. The record is from RefSeq and is a predicted model, not a curated record. Gene Ontology annotation, biological process: RNA modification.
AAGCUGAUGGGCAAUUUUUGGAGAAUUGCCGGCUAUCCUGAUCCAUAAAUUACACCCCCGAAUGUAGAAACGAAGCUCAGAGAAAUCUGAUUUGGGAAUCACUGCCGUCAGAUGGGAGUCUUUCUUCGGUCAACGGUCAAAUCUUUUUCCCGCUCUCUUUGCGGCACCGCAACCGUAGACGCCAUCUCCAUCAGAGUGCCCGAACCACCCAUUUCACUUCUAUUUGAGAAGAACCCAAAGCCUGAAUCGAUCAGAGAGUGCAAGAAAGUCCAUGCAAAGCUUGUAGUCUCACAGGCAAUCUCAGAAAUCCAUCUCGCAAACAACCUUUUGAGCCUAUACACAAAAUGUAAUGGUUUAGACCAUGCACACCUCCUGUUCGACAAAAUGACUCACAAGAACGUGGUGACAUGGACUUCGAUGAUUUCAGCUCAUGUUCAUGAUGGGUCUUUAGGAAAAGCUAUGGAUAUGUUCAAAGGAAUGCUUGAAGUGUAUGAGAAACCAAACAAAUUUACUUCAUCUAUCGCAGUUCGAGCUUGUACAGGUCUUGGUUUUCUUAGACUGGGCCAACAAGUUCAUGGCUUGAUGGUUCAUUUGGGGCUUGAGAGUGAUGGAUUUGCGGGUAGUGCUCUUGUGGAUAUGUACUUCAAGAUUGGGAAUGAUCUUGAUGACGCGUGUCGUGUUUUUGAUGGAUUGUUUACUAAAGAUCGCGUUACAUGGAAUGUUGUAAUUUCUGGGGUUGCUCAAGUUGGCGAUUCCCGUAAGGUUUCGAGAUUGUUUUCAGAGAUGCGGGUUGUUGGUGAGUUGGAACCGAAUGAUUUUACGUUUACGAGUUUGCUCAGGUGUUGUUUUUUAUUAAAAGAGGUGGAACAAAUACAUGGGCUUGCUGUGAAGUUUGGCUCUGAAGGUGAUGUUGUGGUGGGCAGUGCUUUGGUGGAUUUGUAUGGGAAGUGCUGCGAUAUGGAUUCUGGCUGGAAAGUCUUUGAUUCGAUGGAGGAGAAAGAUAUGUUUGUUUGGAGCUCAAUCAUUUCGGGUUAUACGAGAAAUGAUAGAGGAGAGGAAGCUAUCAAUUUGUUCAGAGAAAUGUGUAGACAUGGUAUGAGACCUGAUCAACAUGCAUUGUCGAGUACAUUAAAGGGUUGUGCUGAGAAUGGAGACUUAAUGGCGGCAAUUCAAGUUCAUGCCCAGAUGAUAAAGAACGGGUGCCAAAGAAACUGUUUUGUUGCAACUGUUCUUUUAGAUCUUUAUGCAGAUUCUGGUGACAUAUGUGAAGCAGAGAAAUUAUUCAGAACAGUUGAUAUUAGAGAUAUUGUUGCAUGGAACUCGAUGAUCUUGGGUCAUGCUCAAAUGAAGAAGGGAUCUCUCUCUUGCAUCCAAAUGUUUAAAGAACUAUGUCAAACAGAGUCGUUGAAACCUGAUGGAGGCACCCUAAUUGGUGUUCUAAAAUCUUGUCAGAGUAAAUCAGAUCUAGUCACAGGAAUACUGAUCCAUUGCGUGAUAGUGAAAUCGAGCCAAACUCUUGAAACUCAAGUUGGCAAUGCACUAGUCCACAUGUACUCUGAGUGUGGAGCUAUUGAUGAGGCUUAUAAAGCUUUCAAUGAUAUGGUUCAGAAAGAUGAAACAUCUUGGAGUUCUAUUAUUGGUUGUUAUCAACAGAAUGGGUUUGAAUUAGAGGCUUUGCAACUUUGUAAACAAAUGCUAGCAGAUGGGGUUCAUUUUACCAGUUAUAGCCUUCCAUCAUGCCUUGCAGCUUGUUCAAAACUUGCAGCUAUAGAUGUGGGUAAACAGUUUCAUGCUUCUGCUAUUAAGUUUGGUUUUCAUAGAAAUGUCUAUGUUGGGAGCUCGAUUUUAGAUAUGUAUGCUAAAUGUGGGGACGAUGAGGAGUCUAGAAAAGUUUUUAAAGAAGAGCAACACUCAAAUGAAGUAACUUACAAUGCCAUGAUCGCCGGACUUGCACAGCAUGGAAAAGCCCUUGAGGCAAUAAAAGUAUUCAAUGAGAUGGGCAGGAUGGGUUUAAUGCCCAACCACAUAACAUUCUUAGGUCUUCUAUCAGCUUGUAGCCAUGCGGGUUACCUAGAAGAGAGUUUUUAUUUUUUUAAUUUGAUGCAUAGCAGGUACUGUAUCAGGCCAGAAUCUGAGCAUUAUUCCUGCUUGGUUGAUGCAUAUGGUCGGGCUGGAAAGCUUGAGGAGGCAUACCAAUUCGUACAAAAUGAUGGGAGUGUUUUGGCAUGGAGAACAUUACUAAGCGCUUGUAGGAUUUAUGCUAACACAAAAAUUGCGGAAAAAUCUGCCAGGAAAAUCAUAGAGCUUGAUCCCAAUGAUCAUGCUUCAUAUGUUCUUCUCUCGAACAUUUACUCUGGGGAGGGAAAAUGGGAAGAAGCUAUUAAGUUGAGACAGAAAAUGGCAGAGAUUGGAGUGAAGAAAGAUCCAGGAAAUAGCUGGUUGGUGUUCUGAGAUCUAAUUCAUGAGUCCUCUAUGUGUAACUGGAGAUGGCUGCAUUUUGUUUACAAAGGCUUAGCACGGUGGUUGGAAAGCUUGAAACUGAGCUUUCUGGUGGAGAAAAGUUGAGAAUUGAAAUUGUACCGGCCACUCUGAAGAAGUCAGGAAUCCUCCUCUUUUUUA